Messenger RNA from Scutellospora calospora, 245 nucleotides. The record is from the annotation of a GenBank genome assembly. NCBI's taxonomy places the organism in Eukaryota, Fungi, Glomeromycota, Glomeromycetes, Diversisporales, Gigasporaceae.
AUGAAUCUAGAUAUUUCUUGGAAUAAGGAAGACUAUUUUAACAAUAUUUUUAAAUUGACCUUAGAAGUUCUGGCUAUAGAGAUCUAUGAAGAAAUUGUUAACCUUUUUGAUUUCUAUUUUGAUGAAAAAGUCGACCUCGUAGUAGCAUAUAAUAUUGAUGGUCUUAUAAAAGAUCAAAAAGAUCAAAUUUUACUAAUCCUAAAAAAAAAUUCAGAUCUCUUUGCAAGAGAUAUAUCUGAACUUAG